UGAUGAGGGCCGAGCCGAGCCGGGCUCACGGCUGAAGUAAACUGGGAGGGCAGGGGAGCCGAAGCGGAGCCGAAGCGAGCCCGAAGCCGCUCCGAGUCCCGAACGCUGGCCGAAGUGGCGCAGGGAAAUUCCAGCGAAGCAAGGCAGGCUUGCCGGGCUGCCUCAGCGCCGAGCCGAGCGCGCCAUGGCGAACGGCGAACAGUGAAGCUAGUGCAUGGCAUGAGAGAGCACGUCCCUACGUAGCGUCGUGGAGGCAGCGCUGAGAUGGUGUACCCGGCAGUUCUUCGCAACUUCCCUGGAUGCUGAAUACGGCCGAUAUGUGGUGUGAUGUUCAGCGCCCCGCUGCCACCCACCUACCACCACCAGCAGUUCCCAGAGGUCCCCUUGGGCAUGCCCAUGGUGAACGGUCACGGCUACCCCGGCGCGGGCGCGGGGGCGGGAGCGGCCACCCCUUACCGGGUGCCCGAGCCCACGGCCUACGAGCAGAACUUCCGUGAGCUCACCACGCCUCUACGGCCAACCCCUUUCCCUAGUCCAGCCCACCCGGGCUGCGAUGCCGACUCCGGGCUCGGAGAUGACGACUCGACCCGGGGCAUCAAUUGGGGCUCGGUGCUGUCACUGUCGUCGCAGUCCGACCUGGAUCCGCUCAACAACAACGAGCUGUUUCCGACGUCGCCCUCCCCGACGCUUUCGCCUUCACCGCCCUCGCCGGCGCCCUCAGCACACUCCAAUUCGGACUCGCUAGGGCUGCUGGGCGACGAGGACCUUGGCCACGAGUUUGAUGACUUUCUGCCGUCGUGGAAACUGACCCCACUGAGCGCGGACGACCUGCUGAAGAGCGUCCCUUGCGGACCCUCCGCUAAUGUGAAUCACCCUGGUGAGGGGGAACUAGACUCUAUAAUGCAUGUCCUCGUUGGCUCAUAGUGUCACGUGUUCUGUCACGCUCCUCAAAACAAAGUACCUGCUUUUUUCAAGAAAAUCAAAUUCCAAUCUUAUUAAUACAUAGGAAAAGAAUUUUCUAACGUUCAUUUGUUUUUCGUUGUAGAUUUUUAAGAAAAAGGUGUUGAGCUAGGCUAUCUGUCAGUGAAAGCAAAGUCGUUUUAUGGAAGUACAGUGGUUGUGAUGGGGAAUAUCCCAAUUUGUUAAACAUACUCAUGCUGGACUGACUUUUUACACACCGGGUGUAUGUUAUUACUUUGAUGUGUUGUAGUCACAGUCCACACUGCGCUGCCUGUAUUGAAGAGAGAAAAUUAUUUACUAGUGCAAUUUGCAUGGUCUCAAAAUAUUUGGGUUUGAAUGGUUUACCAAGUGUUGUUGCUUUCUGUUUUAAUUUUGCUGAUUCAUUAUAUAGUACCUGAAGAAAAAUGUAGUUUGUCAAGGCUUGUUCUUAGUUUCUUCUGCUACAUUCUCUCUUCUAACUCUCUCAAAGAUACUUCAAAUUUGACUGAACAGUAUUGUUGUCUUUUGUUUCCUUUAGAGAAAAAUCAAUCUUAAACUGGCUUGUUUUGACAGCAAUUGUUCAGACAAAAAUCGCAUUAUGUAUUCUGUCCUAAGAGAGAACAAAUCACACUUACGUUCUUCAGAGUGCUCAAGUUAUGCUUUGUUAAUUCUUACUUAUUGGCUCAUGUUCUUAUUUCUAUUUUAAAUAAUUUUGAAUGCCAUGGAAGUUAUUGUUGAAGCCAUUUGGUAAUGGAAUAUUAAGAUUUUAAUUUGCACUGUAAAAUUAUUUUGUGUAUUCAAAAGUACAGUAACCUGUAUGAAGGUGAAGUGAGACUCUAUUUUUUUAAAGGGGCAUGAGGGCAUAACUCAAGUAGGAGAAAAGUUUUGUGUGAUUUCCAACAGCGAAAAGUAUGGCUUAAACAAUAGUAUUUUUGUGGACAGUUGUCAGAACGUCUUUUAAAGAGUGUCAGCUUCAUAGUAUUUGACUUUGAUUUUACAUACGAAGUAUAUUCUUUCCUAUUCAGAAUCUGUCAGUCUCAUUUGGAUCUUUGUUAGAGAAAUGUUCUAAAUGGGUCUUUAUCGGACUACUUUUGAAGUAACUCUGAAAAUGGAGUUGGUUUACUUAACUGGAAAUCACCUUUGAUCUCAUUUACAUGAAAUGACGUAACUUAAAUCCAUUGAACUAAAUUUGUGUCCAUUGUUAUAAUUGAUCUUUUGUUAUUGUUUACUUAAUUUUAAAUCAUUCACAUUCUAGGUGCAGUAAUGCUAUUACGUGGUUUCUGUGGCCAUUGACAUGUUUCAGAAACCAUUUACUUACCAAGCCAUUGUGAUCAUGUAAUUACUGUGUUUUCAAAAUCAAUGGUUGUGGAAUGUCCUUCUCAUUCAUAGAUGAAAACGGUUCUUUGUGUUCUUGGAGUAGCUCUUUGUAAAUAGUUGUGUUAUAUAUA
Messenger RNA from Frankliniella occidentalis (western flower thrips), 2387 nucleotides. RefSeq names its product histone-lysine N-methyltransferase 2B. NCBI's taxonomy places the organism in Eukaryota, Metazoa, Arthropoda, Insecta, Thysanoptera, Thripidae. Gene Ontology annotation, molecular function: transcription regulator activity. Gene Ontology annotation, cellular component: nucleus. The record is from RefSeq and is a predicted model, not a curated record.